GAUGAGGUGAGGGGUUGCAAGGUUUACGGUGAUGUGUUAGAGUAGACAGAGUUACAGUCAGAGUUCAAGUUAAGUCAGAAUUUGGGUUUUGAUACUGUAAGCAAAGAGACAUAAGCAGUUAGAUUAGGUCAAAAGGCGUCUCAAAGAACAUCAAGGAUGCCACGGUCAUUUCUGGUGAGGAGGAAGCGGGAAACUGGUGAGGUAUUACCAUGGGAAGAUGAUCAAAACUCAUCCUGGAUUGAUCACAUCAGCGCAGCAGUGGCAGUAAAGGCACCUGCCGAUGUCAGCCUACAGUCAGUGCCGACACUCAGCAACGUUUCGCCUGGGCCGAUAAACACAUCCAGCAGUGCUGAUCUCGAAUCAGUAUACGCAUCCAGCAGUAAUGAAUCUGAAACGAGUCCUGAACCCUGCCACUCUCAGCAGCCUUCUCAGAGUCUCUUUCAGACAAUUUCUCCCUCGGAUCCAGGCUCAGCCAUCCGAGCCAAGGUUUCUGCCUCCAGCUCGGGAGACUUCCAGUGUCCUGUUUGCCAUAAAAUCUUCCCACUCCAGCGCAUGUUGACGAGACACCUAAAGUGCCACAGCCUUAUCAAGAGGCACCCCUGCAGAUACUGCGGCAAAGGCUUUAACGACACCUUUGACCUGAAGAGGCACAUGCGCACGCACACAGGUGACGACACCCCACACACGCAUCUUUUGCAGAGAUCUGUUGCUGCUAGGAGCCCUCCGUUUCUCACCCACACACCCCUGUGUGCAGGUAUCCGACCGUACAGGUGUGAGCUGUGUGAGAAGGCUUUCACCCAGCGCUGCUCGCUGGAGUCUCACCUGCGCAAGAUCCAUGGCGUGAGGCAGCAGUACGCGUACAGGCAACGCCGCUCCAAGAUCUUCGUGUGUGAGGACUGCGGCUUCACUUCCAGCCGACCCGACGAGUACUUUAUGCACGUGCGUCAGAGGCACCCGGAAAGUCCAGCACUGCGCAGAUACUACCGCAAGCACAUGCAGGAGACGCCCUCUCAGACCCGCAUCUCACCCUUCAUGCUCUACCCAACCACAGCAUUUUACAUGUGAUGCUCAACACACUGUUUCUCUAGACCUCUUCACCCAUUGCAUACAUAAAAACACAACCAGGCAGCUUCAUGUACUGUAGGUCCAUUAGCAUGAUUUUAUGCAAAUAUGCCAGAGAUGGCAAAAGUACACACAUUCUUCACUCAAGUAGAAGUACAGAUACUAAUGUUUUAAAAGUAUGUGGUAACUGGACCUCAUGCUCGUAACUGGACCACACGUAAUAUAUAAUACUAAAGAAUUUCUAAUUUUGUUACCUAAUGAAUGUGUCCAGUCUUAACAACCACCACAGAGAACACAAGCAGACAAAAAAUGAUGAUGAUCAGGUGAUCAGGAAUGUCUCUGUUCUCAGUCGUUUACAUCGCUGACUCCGUCUGUCUUAUCCAAGUUAACCCUGGACUUCUUGUUGCCUUGUUAUUUUCGUAAGCUUGCCUACAUUACAUCUGUGGUGCCACUAAAUGAUACACAAAUGGUCGGUUGAAAAAGCCGCGCAAUGACAAUAGAAAUAGGUUGAUGGCCUAAAAAUGGUGAACAAUGCUAGGAAAAAAUAUUUAUCAUGUCCCCAGAUAGAUUAAAACUAAAGUAAAGAGUUUCGAAAAUGUUAGAAGUAGAAAGUACAGAUAUUUGUGUAAAACAUUUUGAAGCAUAUCUGUGGGGAUUUGUGGAUUGUGAAAAAUUUAAUUCAAUUGUAAAACAGAAUUGUAUACAAUUAUGUGGUUCUAAAUGUAAGAAAGUCUUACACGUUGGUUUGAUGAUCAGGUGUCCACAAACUUUUGGCCAUAUAUAGAAGUCUGCUGCUUUAUUUUAUUAUUUGUAAAAGUUUUUCCUGUUUAAAAUCAUUUUUUUCUCAUACUUUGGAAAUGUUAUGUUGUCCAAAUCUGUACAGUUAAAAUAAUGUC
This is a messenger RNA of Silurus meridionalis, 1958 nucleotides long. RefSeq lists its product as uncharacterized. Gene Ontology annotation, molecular function: DNA-binding transcription factor activity, RNA polymerase II-specific; RNA polymerase II cis-regulatory region sequence-specific DNA binding. Gene Ontology annotation, cellular component: nucleus. Gene Ontology annotation, biological process: epidermal cell differentiation; regulation of transcription by RNA polymerase II. The transcript has 3 exons. NCBI's taxonomy places the organism in Eukaryota, Metazoa, Chordata, Actinopteri, Siluriformes, Siluridae. The coding region runs from base 157 to 1065 and encodes 302 amino acids. The record is from RefSeq and is a predicted model, not a curated record.